Molecule: messenger RNA, 1850 nt
Organism: Cucurbita maxima (winter squash)
Lineage: Eukaryota; Viridiplantae; Streptophyta; Magnoliopsida; Cucurbitales; Cucurbitaceae
Product: heat stress transcription factor A-6b-like
Exons: 3
Coding region: 315-1355 (346 amino acids)
Biological process (GO): regulation of transcription by RNA polymerase II
Cellular component (GO): nucleus
Molecular function (GO): DNA-binding transcription factor activity; RNA polymerase II cis-regulatory region sequence-specific DNA binding
Source: RefSeq, a predicted model, not a curated record
GAUGUGAACAGACGUUUUUGAUUUGAUGAAGAAUUGAAACCGCGUUUGUCCUCUCGCAAUCAUCACCAUGGCUUUUCUGUCGUUUCCUCACCAUAAAACGUCCUUCUCUAUUGGAUUCUUUUCAAUUUCUCUGCCAUUUUAGUUAUUGCCUCUCAUCUUCAUGGCUGCAUCUCCCUACAACACACCAUUCUCCUAUUCCCAAUUUCCAUAAUCACGUCGGUUUUCUCCUUUCCGUUUCUUAAUCUUCGCCAAUUUCUGUUCAUACGCUUCUACAAUCAUUCUUCCUCUUUUUAUGUUUUGCAGUUGUUGUAUCCAUGAAUCCUCAAUAUCCAGUGAAGGAGGAGGACUGGGGCUCAUGUUCGCCGGAGCUACGCGGCGGUUAUUGCUUCCCAGCCACGCCCCAGCCGAUGGAAGGUCUUUACGACGGUGGUCCUCCGCCAUUUCUGAUCAAGAUAUUCGACAUGGUGGAGGAUCCAAUUACCGAACACAUUAUCUCUUGGGGCAGGGGAGGAAUCAGCUUCAUCGUUUGGGAUCCCCAAGCCUUCUCCGCUAAUUUACUGCCUCGAUUCUUCAAGCACAACAACUUCUCAAGCUUCAUCCGACAGCUCAACACUUACGGUUUUAGGAAGAUUAAUCCAGAGAGAUGGGAGUUUGCCAAUGAAGGAUUCUUGAGAGGCCAAAAGCAUCUUCUUAGGACAAUUAGGAGAAGAAAACCACUAGCAUCACCCUCUGAGCCUCUGCCUCUAGAACAAGAACCAGGUCCUUGCGUUGAAAUCGGUCGAUUCGGGCUUGACGCCGAACUCGACCGGUUGAAACGGGACAAGCAAAUGGUGAUGAUGGAGCUAGUUAAGCUGAGACGUGAGCAGCAGAGUACAAGAGCCUACCUACAAGCAAUGGAGCAAAAGCUGCAAGGGACAGAGAUGAAACAGCGACAGAUGAUGAAAUUCUUAGCAAGAGCAAUGCAGAAUCCAGACUUCAUUCAGCAGCUAGUGCACCAGAAGAAGAAAAGGGAGGUUGAGGAGGCAGCAACAAAGAAGAGGAGAUGGCCCAUUGAUCAAGGACCAAGCAGCUCCAGAGGCAGUGAAGAAGGAACCUCAAACCCCAUUAAGAUUGAGCCUCUGGAGUUUUGUGGAUAUGAAGUAUCUGAACUGGAAGCACUUGCUAUGGAAAUGCAAGGACUAGGGAAGGGAGUUAAGAAAGAAGCAGAAGUAAAGGAAGAGCUGCAGGGUCCAGAGAGUGAAGAUACAGAGCUGGAUGAGGGGUUUUGGGAGGAGUUUUUCAGUGAAAGAAUAGAAGAAGACGACGUGAAAGCGUUGAGUCAUCGCUUCGACAGUUUCGGUUCGACCCGAAAGUAAGGUAGCUGGAAAACACACUAUCUCCAUUUCUUCUGGGAUGGGAAAUCAUGGCAAGCACAGAAUUAAAAGGGAAACUGUCUUUUCCUCCCUCUUUCUCUCUCUCUAUGCCAUUAAUUUUCCCACAACAAAGCUGCUCCUCAUUUUUUGUGUGGUGGGUUUUUGAAGUUGCAGGUAAAUUUAGGUGGCGAGGGAGGCCAUGGGAGGCUGAGGAUGAUACAGAAUCAAGGUGUGUUCUGUUUCACCGUGGAUUACUGCAUAAAGUUUGUAUGUUUGUUGCAGUAAAAGAGAGGGUGUUUGUGGCCAGAAAUGAGGGAAGAGGGUGCAGCAGAAGCAGCCAAAAUGGAGGAGGGCCCAAGCUGGUGAGCAGCAGCGGUUGGUAGUUAAGUGGGUCGGUGUGGCUGUUUGUUGGUUUGAAAUGAAAUGGUCGGUGUUGUGCCUGAGUUUUCGUUGUCAAGCCACUUCCAAAAAAUCCCAGAUAUUUCCCCAUGCCUUUCA